This is a messenger RNA of Trichophyton benhamiae CBS 112371, 4302 nucleotides long. RefSeq lists its product as uncharacterized. Gene Ontology annotation, biological process: protein phosphorylation; stress-activated MAPK cascade. The record is from RefSeq and is a predicted model, not a curated record. Bases 1 to 4302 code for a protein of 1433 amino acids. The transcript has a single exon. Gene Ontology annotation, molecular function: ATP binding; MAP kinase kinase kinase activity. Gene Ontology annotation, cellular component: cytoplasm. NCBI's taxonomy places the organism in Eukaryota, Fungi, Ascomycota, Eurotiomycetes, Onygenales, Arthrodermataceae.
AUGGAAAGGGAGAGCCCUGCUACCCGCGAUCGAGAACGGGAUCAUAGCAACGGCGAUUAUUUUUACACCCGCCAUCAUCCUGUUGGAUACUCGCUUGCCACUGCUUCUCACACCGGCGACAACGAGCACGAGGAAGCCAUUCCCGGCCUAGGCCAGAAAGGUAAGAUUGCAGUCCAGCUUCUAGCUCCUCUUUGUUCCUUCGUUUCUCGUUUCUUCCCCCCGGUUGUAAAGAGCAGAAAGGGGGAAAAAGUCACAAACUCAAUCUCAGCGUCUUCCCAAGUAGGUCCCGGUACACCCAGCGUCGGAUCCAAUAUCAAUAUCAUCAGACCAUCACCGUCGCCGCACCUGACUCUUACGCCGGCAGUAUCUCCAUCCUCGUAUCCCUCAUGGCCCGGCAGCGCCGCUGCCAGCAAUUCUAUCGGAGGUAGCAGCAGCAACGGUAAUGGUGGUACGGAAGCAGCCACAGCAUCUACCAUAGGAAGUACAAGCACAAUGGGUGAGAGGGAAACCAACAGCAAUCUUAUACGCCCACAACGGCCUUUGGGGCCAGCCAGAACACCGUCAAACACCUAUGCUCCUCCACGACGGCCCAACCAGUUCAUUACCGCACACUCAACCAGCCAGUUGCCGCUUUCUUCCAAGAGAACACCCCGCAGAGAACGUGACCGCGAUCCCAACGCGCAGUACCAGGCCCAGGAGAAAGCGUAUGUACAGAGGGUACGGCAAGGACCACCGAGCGAGUGGUUUGGCACCGAUAACCAGAUGUCGUCUUCGACUGCCUCGGCAGCCCUAGAUCUAGAGUCCGAUGUUGGCGAAGAGUCACCCUCCUCCGAGGCUCAGUUUGACCCAGAUACCUUUGACCCGGAUCUACGCCUCGGACUCGAAGAAGAUGAUCUCCAGCCCACGCUCGAGGAAUUGCGGGAUCCCAGAGCACGGGAGAGACUGGAGUGGCAUUCUAUGCUGGCCUCCGUACUCAAAGGAGAUGUCGUAAGGCAGGAAAAACAACGUCUUAUUGGUACAAUGGAGCAGAAGAGCAAGGAAGUACUAGGUGGUGAGAUAUGGCUGGGCGUCAAAGCUCGUACUCUUGCGCGGCCUAUCGCAACUCAGGCUAGAAUCAUUGAGGAGGAAAGGAAGAAUAUUGGCCCAAUGCUAGAAGAGAUUAUCAACUUCAAAAUCAAAGGUCAGGCGGAGAUCGGGAAACCUCCGCAGCAACAGGUUGAAGAUAUUGUCGAAAAGAUUGAAAACGUGGAAAGUCUGUAUGCCUCCCGCAGACAGCUCGAGCUUGCAAACCCCCGUGCUGCUUCCGAGGAGUACUACGAGUCUUAUAAUGCCAUUCUCUCAUGGCACAAUACCACCAAGCUUAUCAACACGCAACUUUCAAUCCUACAGAAAUGGGUAGGCAAUGAUGAACUUGACUUUACAAAACCAUUGGUCAAGACUUCUUACGCAUCAGAACUCUCCGAUGAGGGAUCGUUCCUCGACCGAGUCAUGAAAGAAGAUGGUCUCAAGACCCUACAAGGCGGUGAUCAGAUGCUUGAUGGUGUCGGUAAAGUCAUCAAAAAGGCGAAAAAUACAAUGAUUGAAAACUCCGACGCGUUCUUGCAACGCCAUUUACCUCCUUACAUCGAAGAAUUGCUCACCCUAAUCAACUUUCCUUCACGUCUUAUUCAAGAAGUCACCCGCGUCCGCCUCUCAUACGCCAAAAAGAUGAAAGAUCCUGGCCAACAGUCCCCCAUUCUCCUUGAUCAGAUGAUCGUCCAAUUUCAGAUAUUGAUGAAAGUCGCUACUGAAAUCAAAUAUCGUUACAUGGUCAUCUCACGCCCAGAGCCAGGUUGGGAUCUUCCGCCUUGCGUUGACGAAAACUUCGAUAUGGUCGUCCUAGACGCGUUAAAAUACUACUUCAAACUGCUGAACUGGAAAUUGAGUGCAAACAAGAAUACCUUCAAGGAAGCAGAAAUUCUGGAGCAGGAGUGGGAUUUUUCAAAUCAGAUUGGACGACAGCUUGAUGGCGGUGAUAUCGAGGUUGCCGAACAGUUUAGCACUCUAACCGCCAAAGCCUUGCAGCGGUUGAUGCUACAUUUUGAGCGUGAACUCCUAUCUAAACCACAAGAAGAAGCCUCUGACAAUGAGAAACGAUACAAGACCAUCCUUGAUUCCGUUCGGGUACGACAGCGAAAACUCUUCAGGUUCUCACGUUUCCUUCGCCAGCGUUUCGAGAAUGCCACCGAGUUCAAUCUUCGUAACGACCACGUCGAGACUUUUACUCAAGCACUUUUGGCAUCUGGUCAUUUCCUCGUUGUUUCUACCAACACUGUUGGCCAAAAAGGUGUAUGUCUGAUUGCAUCACCUUCCCUAUACGACCGUAAAAAGGACAUUCAAGCCAUCCUCGGCACUUCAUUCCGCGGUGAUGAUGUCACUGACAAUCUCUCUUACCCUUAUAUCCUUGUCAUCCGGCCAGACAAACCUUUCCAAUGGUCUGGAAAACGGUUCGAGGUUGACUUCCUUGAACAUCCUACUGAUGUCCGGAUGGGAAAACUCCGUCUAGUUGCCGAUGGAUCUCAGGAACGACUUCAAAAUGCCCGUCUGGCACUGUCUAGGCUAACAGGCUUGGAAUUCGACGUGACUAUCGAACAACGUGCGAACCUAGGACGUGUUAAUGUAGAGCUGAACAAGAUAAAGAAAACGGCGUUUAAAUUGUCCAAUACUAUCAUUGAUAGUGUGGAGAUUAUCAGAAGCCAAAGCACGGACAGACAAAAUCUUGAACUUAUCCAGUCAUGCUUUGCCUUUGCUACCGAAUUCGGCAAGAGAUCACUGAUGUACAUGGACCCCAACCGCAGGUCUAUGAACCAAGGAAAACUAGUCAAACUGGGCCUGGACUGGAUAUCUUUCAUAUGCGAUGAUUGCGAUGCUGCGGAUCGCAAGACAUUCAAAUGGGCUGUGUCCGCCCUCGAGUUUGCUAUGAUAAUCACCCAUGGCCAUGCUAUCAUUUCUUUGAACGACCAAGAGUACGAUCUACUUCGCGUUAAAGUUGCUGGCUGCAUGGCGUUAUUAAUUUCCCAUUUCGAUAUCAUGGGCGCCAGAUCAACAUUGGCUGCCAAGGCAGAAAAGCAACACUCGGAUGCUGCUGGGAACUACCGGAAUUUAGAUUGCAGUGACAUUACUAGUGAUGAGGUGGCGUUGGCACAGGUACAAGCACAAAGGUUACUGCACUUAUCAGACAUUGAGGCCUUCCGGGCUGAAGAAGAUGCCAAACGACAGCCGCUAGGAAAGGUGCUGGAAGGCGUCAAUGAGGCCGACCGUUCGCUUAGGGUACUUUCUUCAUCGGCUACAAACAUCAACUUACGCUGGCAGCAAGGUCAGUUCAUUGGUGGCGGAACUUCAGGAUCCGUCUAUGCCGCGAUCGACCUAGAUACAAGUUACCUGAUGGCUGUCAAGGAGAUCCGCCUCCAAGAGCCAUCUGUCAUUCCAGGUGCAGCUCAACAAAUUAGAGAUGAGAUGGGUGUCCUUGAAGUCCUAGACCACCCCAACAUUGUCUCUUAUCACGGUAUUGAAGUCCAUCGUGACAAAGUAUAUAUAUUCAUGGAAUACUGCUCUGGCGGCUCUCUUGCUACCUUACUUGAGCACGGCCGUAUCGAGGAUGAGAUGGUCAUCAUGGUCUACGCCCUUCAGAUGCUCGAGGGUCUAGCCUACCUUCAUCAGGCUGGCAUCGUCCACCGCGAUAUCAAACCCGCUAAUAUCCUGCUUGACCACAAUGGAGUCAUUAAAUACGUCGAUUUUGGUGCAGCAAUGGUCAUCGCUAGACAAGGUAAAACCCUCGCAGCAAUGGACCACUACAAGGAUCCCGCAGCUGCAAACAAAGAUCAGCGCAAAAAUCAAAAGUCUGUCAUCGGUACCCCCAUGUACAUGUCGCCCGAACUUGUUCGAGGAGAAUCAAGUAACCGCUCCUCCCGCCAUGGAUCAAUGGAUAUCUGGUCCCUCGGAUGUGUCAUUCUUGAAAUGGCCACCGGCAUGCGCCCAUGGGCUGGCAUUGACAACGAAUGGGCGAUAAUGUACAAGAUCGCCCAGGGAAAUCAGCCCCAUCUCCCUAGUAAAGGCGAACUGUCCGAACUAGGCAUUGACUUCAUUAAACAAUGCUUUGAACCAGACCCGGCCAAGCGGCCUAGUGCUGCAGAGCUGUUGCAGCAUGAAUGGAUCGUUUGUAUCAGGAGGCAGGUUGUUGCAGAGCCGCAAACCCCUAGCAGCGACGGAAGCGCCUUUACACCCAAUCCUGGCAACACACGGCAAAACUCAAGUCAAUUUUGA